Messenger RNA from Strongyloides ratti, 675 nucleotides. RefSeq names its product Protein RTF2 homolog. Bases 1 to 675 code for a protein of 224 amino acids. The transcript has 2 exons. Lineage: Eukaryota; Metazoa; Nematoda; Chromadorea; Rhabditida; Strongyloididae. Gene Ontology annotation, biological process: mitotic DNA replication termination; site-specific DNA replication termination at RTS1 barrier. Gene Ontology annotation, cellular component: nucleus. The record is from RefSeq and is a predicted model, not a curated record.
AUGGGAGCUGAUGGAGGUUCAAUACCAAAACGAUGUGAAUUGGUAAAAAAUAAAAAAGCUGAUGAAAAGUUUGAUAAAAAUGUUAAAUUAGCAUUAAAAUGGAGGAUAUGUCAACUAACUCAAGAAAAGUUGAGAAAACCUAUUGUAGCUUGUAAAUAUGGCAGAUUGUAUAAUAAAGAUAGUAUUUUGGAAGGAAUAAUUUCUAAAACUUUAUCUAAAACAGCAAUUACAAAACAUAUUAAAAAUAUGAAAGAUAUCAAAGAACUAAAAUUAACGGAUAAUAAAGAAUAUAUAGAUAAUGUUGAUAAGGGAGAUACUUUUAAAGAUCACAAUAAAACACCAUUUAUUUGUCCGGUAACAUUUCUUCCAAUGAAUGGAAUACAUACGUUUUAUGUAAAUUGGAAAUGUGGAUGUGUUUUUUCAGAAAAAGCUCUAAAAGAAGUCAAAACUAAUAAUUGCUACGGGUGUAGUUGUGAAUUAAAUCAAGAUGAUCUUGUAAUGUUGAAUCCAGAUGAAGAAACGGCAAAAAUCUAUGAAAAGAAACUUGAAAAUGAAAGGUUAAUUAAAAAAGAAAACAAAAGAAAGAGAAAUAUUGAUAAAAUAAGUUUGGACCCUUUGGUUCCCGAUGAAUCCCCAAACUCAGGGAAGACAAAAAUUAAAGUUUCAACUGAAUAA